Molecule: messenger RNA, 3270 nt
Organism: Ananas comosus (pineapple)
Lineage: Eukaryota; Viridiplantae; Streptophyta; Magnoliopsida; Poales; Bromeliaceae
Exons: 4
Coding region: 107-568 (153 amino acids)
Source: RefSeq, a predicted model, not a curated record
AAAACAAACCCCACCAAACCCAUCUAUAAAACGUGGCGGUGGUGGUGUUGCGGCGUUCUCUUCUUCAAACAAUCAAGCGUGCUUGGAUUUUAGAAGAGGCGUAUCCAUGUUGCCUUCUUCUUCUUCUUCGCUUUCGUGUGUUGGCGCUUCGAGUUCGAGUUCGAGUUCGAGUUCGACAAGUGCAGGUGCAAGCACAAGUACAAUAUCCCCUGAGGAGUUAGCAGAGAUACAAAGCUACUUGGAUAGGAGAAGCAGACAUGUUGUUAAAACCAUCGUAAGCCCUGGCGGAGUUGUCUUCGAUUGUGUUCCCUAUGAUAAGCAACCAGCGUUUGACAAUACUCCUCCGAUAAUGGAUUACAAAAUUCCGGACAUAUCAAAAUUCGGGAUACGAUCUGCCUCAGAUACGACUACUUAUACCCCACGGGUGUGCUUGCAAUGCCCAGAGGGAACGGUGCCGAUACCGAGGUUGACGCUGGAGGACAUGUUGCGAAUCAGAUCUUUGCCUAACGGUGGCAGGAAAACGUGGUGCCCGGCAAUGAUUGUUCGGAACCCUCCAGAUUCCAAAUGAGAUUUGUGGUUUUCCUUCAAUAAUGAGUCAUAUUUUUUAGACGUACUAGCGAUCGACUAAUCCAUGUGAUGUCGAGAAUAUUUAUAUAAAAGUAUAAUAUAAAAGUUUGUUAAUUUAGUUAUUAUUAAUAAUAACUAUCUUUACUGCUACUAUUAAAAGAUUUUAUAUAUGAAAUUGUUAUAUAAUCAUAUGUUAUUUAAAUAUUUUAUACGUUUUUGUGAACUCACCGGAACUGUGUCGAGCCAGUACUACUUCUGCCUGAUCACUCACUCCCGUUCGAAGUUUACACGGACGCCUCGGACUAUGCUACUGGGGGGGUACUCGUAUAAGAUGGUCACCCUGUAGCCUUCGAGACCGAGCAGCGGUACGCAACCCAUGAGAAGGAGAUGACAACAGUAGUGCAUUGUCUCCGGGCGUGGAGACACUAUCUCUUUGGAUCCUGAUUCGUGGUCAAGACAGACAACGUCGCUCUGAGUUAUUUUCAGACUCAAAAAAUGCUCACUCUGAAACAGGCGAGAUGGCAAGACUUCCUAGCAGAGUUCGACAUGGUCUUGGAGUACAAGCCAGGAUGAUGUAACCAAGUUGCUGAACUUGCUACCCUUAAAACUCUCUCCAAUGAGAGGGCAAGUCAAGUACAAGCGACUUUGCAAGAGAGGAUUCGUGAAGGGUUGGAGAAGGAUCCCACGAUAGUGACUCUCAAGCAACUGAUUGACGAUGGCAAUGUGCGAAGGUUCUGGAUCCAGGACGGCCUCAUCAAAACAAAGGGGGAUCGAGUGUACGUGCCGCGGGCGAGGAACCUGAGAAGAGAACUGCUCCAUGAGUGUCAUGACACUCUGUGGGCAGGCCACCCGGGCGUACAUCGAACCCUGGCCCUUAUGGAAAGGGCCUAUUAUUGGCCAAAAAUGGGGGAGGACAUCGAAGAAUAUGUACGCACCUGUCUUACAUGCCAGCAAAACAAGGUAGAGCGAGAGAAGCCGUGUGGGCUGUUGGAGCCCGUACUAGUGCUGGAGCGGCCAUAGGAGAGUGUCUCCUUGGACUUCAUCGCCAGCCUACCAAAGGUGGGGGAGUUCGGUUCGAUUCUUGUUAUAGUGGACCGAUUUUCAAAGUAUGCCACUUUCAUCCCCGCAUUCAUAAGUUGUACUGUUGAGGAAACGGCACACCUAUUCUUGAAGCAUGUAGUGAAGUAUUGGGGAGUCCUACAGAACAUCAUCAGUGAUAGGGAUUCCUGCUUCCUCGGGCGGUUAUGGACGGAGCUCUUCAAGCUCUUGGGUUCCAAACUAUACUUCUCUACUAGCCUACACCCCAGACUGACGGCUAGACUGAAAGAAUAAAUGCUCUGCUUGAGCAAUAUCUUCGGCACUUCGUAAGUGCCAACCAACGAGACUGGGUGAAGCUACUUGAUGUAGCCCAGUUCUCGUACAACCUGCAGCGGAGCUCUGCGACCAACAAAAGCCCCAUCGAGAUCAUCACCGGCCAGCAACCUUCUACACCACAUACUUUGGUCAUCAGGUAUACAGGCAGCAAUCCCUCAGCUUACCACCUUGCCAAGGAGUGGCAUCGUAAUGAUGAGAUCGCCCGAGCCUACUUGGAAAAGGCGGCAAGAACUAUGAAGAAGUGGGCCGAUAAGGAUAGGCGGCCUCGAGACUACAGCAAAGGCGACCUUGUGCUGGUCAAGCUCCAACCAGCAUCCUUGAGAGUGUUCCGAAAGGUGCACAAAGGUUUGGUCCGGAAGUAUGAAGGCCCCUUUCCUAUCGUGGGCAAGGUGAGAAAGGUCUCCUACCAUGUGCAGCUUCCGGCGUGGCUUAAAAUCUACCCGGUAUUCCAUACGAGCUGCCUGAAGCCCUACAAUGCCGACCGCAAAGAUCCCUCAAGGAACAUCCCAACUCGCCCCACCCCCACAAUUUCCUCAGUCGAGAGGCGAGUUGACAAGAUUCUGGCGGACAGAGUGCGAAAGCUACCUAGUGGAGUAGCUGAAAGGGAGUUCCUCGUCCAGUGGAAGAACCUGCCAAAGGUUGAAGCCAGUUGGGAGCGUAAAGAUGCACUUCGGCAUGAAGAAGACCGGAUCAGGGAGUACCAGCAGAAGACCUUGGCGGAUACGUCGGGAUAAACAAAGCACGCAUGGAGGUACAAGCUGAAGACCUCGACGAGGGCGUCGAGAAAUCAAGUGGGGGAGUCUGUCAGGGUCCUUUUUAGUUGUCAACGGCCCUGACUUUGUCAAUAACAUUGAGUUUGUAAAGAGUCUAUAAAUGUUGUGUCGUGCACGACGUCGACAUAGGAUUUUCCUUCUUUGAGAUGGGGAUUGCUUGUAAAUUGGCAUCCGGUUGGCUACCCGUGGGUUCACUUGUGCUACGCAUCCAAGGGGACAUAGGUAUUUCGCUAACGAUGGCCGCUUAUGCGACGAAUUGAGCCGGACGCGUGUCGGACAUGAGUCGGCGGCCUAUUUUCCCAUAGGUGUGCGGAGUGGAAAAACGUACCCCUCGGUGAACACCUUUGUACUCCCGGGGUGCCAAAUGGGUGGAUGCCAAUAUAGGGUAGUACGGGAAGGUUGGGUGAGAUGUAUUAAGUGAGCCCGCUUCGCUAAAUGCGUAGAGUCUUGGUGAUCAUUUUGCCCUCACCGGCCAUGCCCGACCAAGUCGAGUCUUGUGCCUUUCGCUUGUAGUCUAACUUUUCGUUAUCAAUAAAAUACUCGUUGUUUGUGCCAA